Oikopleura dioica is the source of this 1830-nucleotide messenger RNA. Lineage: Eukaryota; Metazoa; Chordata; Appendicularia; Copelata; Oikopleuridae. The record is from the annotation of a GenBank genome assembly.
AUGAAGUACAUUCUGGUCCAUGGCGGGGUCAUAUCUGGCGUAGGAAAGGGAAUCAUUUCUUCUUCCAUCGGCACAUUGAUGAAGUCAAUCGGUCUGCGAGUAACGGCCAUAAAGAUCGACCCUUAUAUUAACAUUGAUGCCGGUACUUUCAACCCUUAUGAGCAUGGAGAGACCUACGUCCUAAAUGACGGUGGAGAAUGCGAUCUCGACCUUGGAAACUACGAGAGAUUCAUCGGCUUGAGCCUUACAAAAGACAACAACAUAACAACAGGCAAAAUGUACUCAGAAGUAAUUCAAAAGGAGCGAAACGGAGACUAUCUCGGGAAGACAGUUCAAAUUAUUCCUCAUGUGACCGAUCACAUAAUGAACACAGUCGAGCGUGUGGCAAAGCUGCCUACAGAUGGUACCAAUCUUGAACCAGAAGUGUGUAUUAUCGAGCUUGGAGGAACUAUCGGCGAUAUUGAAUCAAUGCCUUUUGUUGAGGCGUUCCGUCAGUUUGAAUUUAAAAUUGGAAAGGAAAAUUUCAUGAAUUUGCAUGUUUCGCUUGUUCCUACUCCUGGAUCAGGAGAGCAGAAAACAAAGCCGAUUCAAAAUUCGGUUCGCACGCUGCGUGGUCAAGGAUUGUCCCCCGACAUGAUUGUAUGCCGCUGCAAAUUAGCGCUGGAAGACUCAACAAAGCGUAAAAUUUCACAGUUUUGCAGCGUCUCCGUCGACCAGGUCAUUUCCGUCCACGAUGUCGGAUCAAUCUACCGCGUGCCACUGAUCCUACAUGAGCAGAAAGUUACCAAGUUUAUCCGCGAGCGAUUACAGUUGCCGAAAUAUGUGGGAUCAAAAAACACUUUGAAAAAGUGGCGAGCAUUAGCGAUCAAGUCCGAAAAAUCCUUCAAAGAAGUGACCAUUGCUUUUGUUGGAAAAUACAUCCAACUUGAGGAUGCGUAUGUUUCAGUCAUCAAAGCCUUGAAACACUCUGCCCUUGCGAUCAACAGAAAGCUCGUUAUAAAAUUCAUCGACUCCGAAGACUUACAGAAUGAGGCCAAACUCGGUCACCCCGCUCGUUAUUACGAAGCUUUUCAAAAACUCUGCUCCGCAGAUGGGAUUCUCGUCCCUGGAGGCUUCGGGACCCGAGGCACAGAGGGAAAGAUCACAGCCAUCAACUGGGCACGAGAGCAUAAGAUUCCCUUCCUUGGAAUCUGCCUUGGCAUGCAACUGGCUGUAGUUGAGUUCGCUAGAAAUGUUAUGGGACUCGAAGGGGCGAAUUCAGCUGAGUUUGAUCCACAGACGAAACAUCCAGUCAUUAUUUCGAUGCCUGAACAUCAUACAGGCGUUAUGGGAGGAACAAUGAGAUGUGGUCAACGAACGACCAUCUUCAAAGAUAAAGAUUGUGUAAUGUUCAAAAUGUAUGGAAAGCAGGAAAAGAUUUCCGAGCGUCAUCGUCACCGAUACGAAGUGAAUCCAGAUUUUGUCCAAGAAAUUGCAGCACAAGGACUCAAAUUCGUCGGCGAAGAUGUCGACGGCGAGCGCAUGGAAAUCAUCGAGCUCAAGGAUCACCCGUUCUUCGUCGGGCUCCAAGCGCAUCCCGAAUUCGAAAGCAGACCGCUCAAACCAAGUCCGCCUUAUUUGGGCCUUCUGCUCGCCAGCAUCAAGAAAUUGGAAAACUACUUGACCAACGGAUGCAAUUUGAACACCGACGUGAUUGGAGAUGACUCGGACGAAGAGUAUUUGCGAGAAGAGGACUUUAGCAAGCUGAUGUUAGACGACGAUCGGCAGUCAUCAGCGAGCAGACGCGCUUCUGCUGUCUCAGCGUCGCCAGCUUCGUCAGAGACCGAGUGA